UCUGAUUCAGUAGUUACUUUUUCACCAUAUUGUCUGAGUUUUAUCAACGGUAGGUAGGUAGCUAGCUAGCUAACUCAAACAUUGCGAAUGGUUUCCCGGUAGUUAGCCAGCCAGCGUAUCCGCUAACUACAACAGCCGCAGCUAACCUUGUCAGACUUGUUCUGUUGUGGAGGGCAAAACCCUCUAACAUUACUUGCCUAGCUAGCGAGAAUAAUUAGGGUAGGUUGGCUAUAGCUGACCCUAACGACAAUAUAACCAAUGCCAACGUGAAGGUGAUUUGUCUUUCAUAUGUAGUUAGCCAGAUAGCUAGUACCAGGCCUGGCUUUUCAACCACACACACACACGACACGGUUGGAAUUUUAGAUAUGAAUAGUUGUCAGCUGACAUAUUAUACAGCCAAUAGUGCUUAGCGAUUAGUGCUUUUUGAGUUCGGUUCGAUUAUAAAACAAUAUUCACUGUUAAAAAAAAAAAAACUUAAACACUAAACGCACUACAUUACAUGGGUUGAAUGCUGUAGCAACACAUAAUAAAACAAUCAAAGUCCCAUGACUGUCCCUUACUGGUUCACUUAACUACAAUUUUUUAACAUUAACGUUACUUCAAUAAAAUAUUUCAGUUGUGCAUAUUACAUUAGUUUUAUUUGAUGACUUUAUUAUUUAAUUCCAAGCCAUCUCAUCUCUAGAGCUGCUGUCUGACACAAUCAUAAGUCAAUAAGGCAUAGUUGGCAUUCAGCAGUCAAAACUAUCAGUCACUUAGAUAAUGUAUUUUCAGGUAGUGAUGCCUUGACAAGCAACUUUUAUCUCUCUCCUCUGUGUCUGCCCCACACUAACCUAACAUAACAGGCGUAAAAGACAAGUAGGCACGCAAUGGAUUAUGGUCAUUGUAGUUGAUUACCACGUUUUCUGCGAUAACUGAGUAUUGUAUUGGCCUGUUAAAUCAGUAGUAGGGAGUUGUAGUUUAUCUCAAGAUAUACGUAUAUCAAAUCUGUAGGCUUAAUCAAGGAUAAAUCUAGGCCUUCGUGUGUAUCAAAUCUGUUAAUCAAGGAUCAAUAAAGCCAAAAUGUUCAGGAUUUGUCAUUACGUGAUCACAAUAGGCGGGGAUAUUUUCGGUUCCGUUUAGCCUAUAGGUUAUGCGUAAGAAAGCAACUGCACUGAACUUAAUAGCCAGAUUAAAUGCAUUUCCCCCAUCCUGAAAGUAAAAAAAUGUGUUCUUCUGUUGAUGAUGUUCUGAUGUUUUUUGUCUAUGGAUAGACCCGUACUGCUUCUAUCUUUUUGGUAUUUUGUUAUAGGCAUAUGCGACCACUAAUCUUCUCAAUUCCGGAGCAUUUAAAACAACCAUAUUUUCCGUGGAAUAAUGACACUUGCUUUAUAGGUCUACCCUGGCGUGAACUCAUGUUGAGCAAGACAUUAAAUUGGUUAGUGACUGCAGAAAGCCUCACAGAGUUAAUCAUUGUUAUAGCCUAGAUGGCUUUAUAUACACCUUCCUAAUAUUGAGUGCACCCCCCCCCUUUUGUCCUCAGAACAGCCUCAAAUUGUCAGGGCACGGACUCCACAAGGUGGCGAAAGCCUUUCACAGGGAUGCUGGCCCACGUUGACUCCAAUGCUUCCCACAGUUGUGUCAAGUUGGCUGGAUGUCCUUUGGGUGGUGGACCAUUCUUGAUACACACAGGAAACUGUUGAGCGUGAAAAACCCAGCAGCGUUUCUUGACACAAAGCGGUGUACCUACUACAAUACCUAGUUCAAAGGCACUUAAAUAUUUUGUCUUGCCCAUUCACCCUCUGAAUGGCACACAUACACAAUCCAUGUCUCAAAGAUGAGAGAUUUUUAAGCCAUCGCCUCCCCUUCAUCUACACUGAUUUGAAGUGGAUCUAACAAGUGACAUCAAUAAGGGAUCAUAACUUUCACCUGAAUUCACCUGGUCAGUCUGUCAUGGGCAGAGGUCCUUCAUGUUUUGUAUACUCGGUGUAUAAGUGAGCAAGGGGUAACCUAUGUGUUUUUUUGCCCUUCUCUAUAACAAUUGUUAAAUUCUCACAUACCCCCCCAAUUCAAGCCAUGGUUUUCACCAUAACACAUCAAACCCUCCACAGAAAUUGAUAGCAUUUAGCCAAAGGAGCAUGGUGACAGUGAUUACAUCUGUGAACCUGAAUAGAGCUCCAAUAAACCUCGUGUCCAUGUUGAUUUCAGAAAGAGUCCUAUACAAUAUCUACACAGUAAUGGUGGCAGUCUGCAAACCGUCCAGCUUAAUCUAUAUUUUUAAAGGGGUGAUAGGCCUAUUUUAUCUAAACAAAUUCAAUUGAUUAGAUUACUCUUCCAAUUUUCUUUAAAGCAUCGUAUGCAUGUUGGUGUUCAUGGUGAGAUAUUUCAUAAUAAAAUGACGUGUGGCGUCUCUGUUGACAAUCCAUGUUAAUUCAUGACGGUAUCUUAUGGCGCUAGGAAGACUUUAGGUGACUUGGUGAAAGGUAUCAGUAACUUCAUUAGGCUUUUAUUUAGGCCUGAAAUCACUCGCUGUUUGGACUGGAGAGUUGGGUUUACUGUUGUGUCCACUGCUCUCUUAUGACCGUUCUGACUGUAUACUUUGGUCCAAUGUUUUAUGUGGGUGGUUUCCACAAGAUGUCGUUCCCUCAUCUCAACCGACCCCUGUUGCCACCGGGAAUCCCCCCUCCACAGUUCUCUGGUUUUCCUUCAGGUACCCCAAUGAUACCAGUCCACAUGGGCAUCAUGACACAGAACCCCACAGUCCUGGUACCCACCUCCAUGUCCGUUGUCAGUAAGCCCACGGCCCCCAGGAAGGAAGCUCCCCUGGACGAGAACAAUGGCCCCACCACCACAGUGUUUGUAGGAAACAUCUCUGAGAAGGCCUCGGACAUGCUGAUUCGAAAGUUGCUGGCGAAAUGCGGCCUGGUCCUAAGCUGGAAGAGAGUCCAAGGAGCCUCUGGAAAACUUCAAGGUAAAAACAGAACAGCUUUUGGAUUCUGUGAGUACAAGGAACCAGAGUCGACGCUGCGGGCCCUGCGACUGCUCCACGAGCUGCAGAUCGGGGAGAAGAAGCUGCUGGUGAAGGUGGAUGCCAAGACCAAGGCCCAGCUGGACGAGUGGAAGGCCAAGAAGAAGAGUAGCACCAACGGCAACGGGAAGGCGGAAGCAGAGGAUGGAAAAGAGGAGGAAGAGGAGGAGGUGAUCGACAAGGACACCCAGAUGAGGGACCAGAUCGUUAAGGGCACCAUUGACGGUCUGAUCCGAGAGUACGCCAGCGAUCUCAAAGCUCCCUUGAAUGAUGAAGAAUCUCAGCAACGCAGGAAAAGGAAAGAGAAAAAAGAGGAGGAGGAUAUCAACGCAAUUGACGGGUUGGAGGAUGACAAGAGAGACCUGAUUUCCAGAGAGAUCAGUAAAUUCCGUGACACCCACAAGAAACUGGAGGAGGAGAAGGACAAGAAGGAGAAGGAGCGUGCAGAGUUUGAGCGUGAGAGACGGGAGAGGGACAAGGAGAGGGAGCGUGAGAGGGAGCGACGGGACCGCGAGCGGGAGAAGGAGCGUGAGAAGGAGAGGGAGAGGGAGCGCGAGAGAGAGCGCGAGAGAGAACGGGAAAGAAGUGACAGAGACCGAGAUCGUGACCGCAACCGGACGAAAGAGCGAGAACGGGAGAGGGAGAGGAGCCGGGACAGGAGCAAAGACCGUAGCCACUCCAGAGACAGAGAGGUGAGUCGCGACAAGGACAAGAAGCGUGACCAGGAGGAUGAGGAGGAGGUCUACGAGAGGAGAAGGCUGGAGAGGAAGCUCAGAGACAAGGAGGCAGCCUACCAAGAACGCUUGAAGAACUGGGAGAUCCGCGAGAGGAAGAAGGCUCGAGACUACUCCAAGGAGUCUGAACGGGAGGAGGAGCGUAGGAGAGAGAUGGCUAAAGAAGGCAAACGUCUGAAGGAGUUCCUGGAGGACUAUGAUGACGACAGGGAUGACCCUAAGUUCUACAGGGGCAGCGCGCUGCAGAAGCGUCUGCGAGACAGGGAGAAGGAGACUGAGAUGGACGAGCGCGACAGGAAGAGAGAGAAGGAGGAGCUGGAAGAGAUCAGACAGAGGCUUUUGGCCGAGGGACACCCCGACCCCGAGGCCGAGAUACGCAGGAUGGAGGAGGAGGCAGAGCGUCUGCGCCAGCCCCCGGUGAAGCUGGAGCCAGAUCCCGAGGAGGAGCGGGUACACAAGGCGCCACGGGAGGACCGUGACCGCCGAGGAGACCGGGAGAGAGAACGAGGAGACCGGGAGAGAGAAAGGGAGAGAGAGCGAGGAGACCGGGACAGAGAAAGGGAGAGAGAGCGAGGAGACCGGGAGAGAGAGCGAGGAGACCGGGACAGAGAAAGGGAGAGAGAGCGAGGUGAGAGAGACCGAGGGGACCACCAUCCCCACCACCACUCAGAUGAUGACGUGGAAGAGGGGGAGGAGUUUGACGACGAUGACCAAUCGGGGUUCAAGCCCUGCCUGAAGCCCACACUGCGGCCAAUCACGGCGGCCCCCUCUGUGUCGUCGGCCAGCGGGGGCGCCACUCCCAACACGCCCGGGGACGAGUCGCCAUGCGGUAUCAUCAUCCCUCACGAGAACUCUCCCCCUCACGAGGCCCCACCCCCCCACGAGGCCCUGCCCCAGGAUGAGUUCCGCCCCAAGAUUGGCCUCAGUCUCAAACUGGGAGCCCCUAAUGUUACCAGCCCCAGCCAGCCCAAUGUGGCCAUCAAACGCAAGAAGCUCACUGUAGACAGUGUCUUCAACAAAUUCGACGACGAGGAGGCGGACGAGGCUCCCCGCAAGCGCAAGCUGGUGCCGCUGGACUACGGCGACGAUGACAAAAACCUCCAGAGCGUGGUAGACGGCGCCUCGGGACUGGCGGCCAUCAAGGGCGCCAACACUGAGGAGAAGCGCAAGCACAUCAAGAGCCUGAUCGAGAAGAUCCCCACGGGCAAGACGGAGUUGUUCUCUUACCCGCUGGACUGGUCCGCCGUGGACUCGACUCUGAUGGAUCGACGCAUACGUCCCUGGAUCAAUAAAAAGAUCAUUGAGUACAUUGGAGAAGAAGAGGCUACGCUAGUGGAUUUUGUCUGCUCAAAGGUGAUGGCUCAUGGUACACCACAGGGUAUCUUGGAUGAUGUUGCCAUGGUUCUGGAUGAAGAAGCAGAAGUCUUCAUAGUCAAGAUGUGGAGGUUGCUGAUCUAUGAAACAGAGGCCAAGAAGAUUGGGCUGGUGAAAUAAGAAACCCAAGAAAGCACAGAAUGAACAUCCAACUUUUUCUAAUAGAGUAAUCCAACUUUAGUGUUGUUAGUCACCAAAAAAGACUGCUUCUCCAUUCGAGCAGCCUAAAAUCAAAGAAUGGGCUCAUCCUAAUACCCCAACAAUGGCUUUCUCCUAUGGACAAUAUUGAGCUCCCGUUUUCUCAUUAUUCCAAUAGACUCUGGUACAUGUAUCUCUACUACAGCUGCUGACUGUACAGCCUACAUGUGUAUGUGCUUGAAUGACUUUGACUAAGUGCUUAUUGAAGAUGCAUGCAAGCAACCACUUGGACAAUGGCCUGACAACAGUCUCUUGGCUUGAGUUGCCUGUCCCGGGGGUUGGGAUGGAGCUGGCAGAUAAGCAGCUAGCGUUUGAAGAAGACAUGGCUACCAAGCCGUGGGAAGGAGGUUCACUGAAAGGUAUCUCACUGGUCUCAGUUUUUCUAUAGUUUUGUGAUAGUAGUACUUAGAAACAUCCACAACUUCUAUAACAUCUCAAAUGCUUAGUCAUUGGCAUCUGCUGAAACUUUUGUUUAAGUGGAGUAGGUUUGUUUUUGUAUUACAAACGAUACUUUCUAAAAAUGCUAUUUGAGGAUGAUGGGCCAGAUACUGAAUGUUAGGUCUUACUUCCUGACUUGUGAUUGGUUGGUCUCAUAUAACACCUGACAGAACACUGUAUAGGAAAGGUUCAUUUGGAAGACCAGCUGAAAUGAUUGUGAUUUGUGAAAACAUUGUCUCCAUUUUUUUUUUUUUUUGUACCAGUGGAAAUUUGUUUUGAAUAAAGAGGAUUUUCUAUA
Molecule: messenger RNA, 6046 nt
Organism: Oncorhynchus nerka (sockeye salmon)
Lineage: Eukaryota; Metazoa; Chordata; Actinopteri; Salmoniformes; Salmonidae
Product: RNA-binding protein 25-like
Exons: 16
Coding region: 2554-5232 (892 amino acids)
Biological process (GO): regulation of alternative mRNA splicing, via spliceosome; mRNA processing
Cellular component (GO): spliceosomal complex
Molecular function (GO): mRNA binding
Source: RefSeq, a predicted model, not a curated record